UGACACAAAACGUUUGAAACAGCUUCAAGCCUCAGAGUUCGUCACAGUCGCGGUGGGAGGGGGACCGUACAGGAGUUACACUCGUUCCUGUAUUGAUGAGCCUUUCACCGCUACUGGAACAUUCAGUGCAAUACCCGAGAGUAUUCCUCUAUACCUGCAACACUAGUGAACACCAGAGCCAAGUCUGUCAUCAUGUCUGGUGGUCCAGCGGUGAGGAUCAGCAUCGAGUCUUCCUGUGAGAAGCAGGUGCAGGAAGUGGCCCUGGAUGGGACAGAGACCUAUGUCCCUCCUCUAUCCAUGUCCCAGAACUUGGCAAAGUUGGCACAAAGAAUUGACUUCAGCCAGGGAUCCGACUCAGAGGAGGACGUUGAGGGGGAACCCAAGGACCGAGAGUGGGGCAAGCAGGAUGGAGAGGAAGAAGAAGGCACUGUAAAGUUUCAGCCAUCUCUUUGGCCCUGGGAUUCGGUGCGUAACAACCUCCGCAGCGCCCUCACAGAGAUGUGUGUACUCUAUGAUGUGCUCAGUGUGGUGAAGGAGAAGAAGUACAUGGCUUUAGACCCAGUGUCUCAGGAUCCAGCAGCUGGAAAGACACCACAGGUUUUCCAGCUGAUCAGUAAAAAGAAAUCAUUGGCCACAGCAGCUAUGAUCCUUCAGAAGGGAGCAGAAAAGCUCAGUAAGUCAGUCGCAGAGAACCAGGAGAACAGGAGGCAAAGGGAUUUCAACUCUGAGCUGCUGCGGCUGCGCUCACAGUGGAAACUACGCAAAGUUGGAGACAAGAUCCUGGGAGACCUCAGCUACCGCAGUGCAGGCUCCCUUUUCCCCCAUCAUGGCACAUUUGAAGUGAUCAAAAAUACUGACAUUGAUCUGGACAAAAAAAUCCCAGAGGACUACUGCCCACUGGAUGUCCAGAUCCCCAGUGACCUGGAGGGGUCUGCUUACAUCAAGGUGUCCAUUCAGAAACAAGCUCCUGACAUUGGUGAUCUGGGAACCGUCAGCCUUUUCAGACAACAGCAAAAGAACAAAGCUGGUACGCAGCCAUGGCACGUGAAAUUGGAGGCGGCUCAGAAUGUUUUGCUCUGUAAGGAGAUCUUCGCCCAGCUGUCCAGGGAGGCAGUUCAGAUCAAAUCCCAGAUCCCUCACAUUGUUGUGAAAAACCAGAUCAUCUCACAGCCAUUCCCAGGUUUGCAGCUGUCAAUCUCACUGUGCCAUUCUACGGGGGAGAAGAAGAACAACCGGGCAUCUCCAGAGAAACCCAAACCGGAUGACCACCUUUACGUACUAGAACACAAUCUGCAUCAGAUGAUGAGAGAGUUUCACAAGCAGCAGCUGAGCUCUGUGGUGAUGCCGCACCCUUCUAGCGCCCCCUUUGGCCACAAACGUCUGCGGCUGGCAGGGCCACUGGCCUAUGACAAGGCAGAAAUCUCCAGUUGGCAGCAGACUGAGGGGCUGCUGGAGAAGAUCAUCAAACAGGCCAAACACAUCUUCCUACGUAGCAGGACGGCACGGACCAUCGAUAGUCUGGCCAGUCGGAUUGAAGACCCGCAGAUCCAGGCUCACUGGUCCAACAUUAAUGACGUAUAUGAGUCCAGUGUCAAAGUGCUCAUCACUUCACAAGGCUACGAGCAGAUCUGCAAGUCCAUCCAGCUGCAGCUGAACAUCGGUGUGGAGCAGAUCAGGGUGGUGCACAGAGAUGGACGUGUGGUCAUGCUGUCACAUCAGGAACAGGAGCUGCAAGACUUUCUCCUCUCACAGAUGUCGCAGCAUCAGGUACAUGCGGUUCAGCAGCUGGCUAAGGUAAUGGGCUGGCACGUCCUGAGCUUCAGUAACCAUGUAGGUCUGGGCCCAGUGGAGAGCAUCGGAAAUGCCUCCGCCGUCACUGUUGCCUCUCCCAACGGAGAGUACGCCAUCUCAGUACGUAACGGCCCAGAGAGCGGCUGCAAAGUUUUGGUUCAGUUCCCUCGCAGCCAGAUCAAAGAGCUGCCAAAGAGCGACGUCAUCCAGGACGCCAAGUGGAGCCACCUCAGAGGGCCGUACAAAGAGGUCCAUUGGAGCAAGAUGGAGGGCCGAAACUUUGUCUACAAGAUGGAGCUCCUCAUGGCAGCACUGACUCCCUGUCCUUAAGUGCUGACUGUCUAGUGACUCCUCCCACACACAAAAUCACAGUUUAUCUAAAAAGGAAAAUCUUCCUUCAUAGACUCUCUUCCUCACAUUUGAAAGAAUCGACAGCGCUUUCAUUUCUUUUAGUUUUUAACCAACUCGUGGACCGCCAUAAAGUCUGUCCACACAAGUGUCCUCUGCCUGGACUGUGUGUGUAUAUACCUCAAACAGUUUGAUACAAAAUAAAAAGCAGUCUGUCUUGUA
Messenger RNA from Oreochromis aureus, 2361 nucleotides. RefSeq names its product mediator complex subunit 17 (gene med17). The transcript has 13 exons. The record is from RefSeq and is a predicted model, not a curated record. NCBI's taxonomy places the organism in Eukaryota, Metazoa, Chordata, Actinopteri, Cichliformes, Cichlidae. Bases 193 to 2121 code for a protein of 642 amino acids. Gene Ontology annotation, cellular component: core mediator complex; mediator complex. Gene Ontology annotation, molecular function: transcription coregulator activity. Gene Ontology annotation, biological process: regulation of transcription by RNA polymerase II.